UCCACCACUGGGGGCAGGUGCCCUCUCCCAAACAACAAUCAAAAUAACUUAGUGGCAGAGCGUCUUCCACUCUAUUUAACUAAUCAUCGUGUAACUAAGUGCUAAGGAAUUAUGCAGCUAAGCUCUGUCAAAACGGAUGACAGCUCCAGCUCUGUGGUUGACUUCUGCGUUUAAGCAGUUACCUGCCGGCGGACUCUUUCGGCACCAUAGACAGCGCUCCUGGGUUAGAGUGCUUUUAACUUACUGAAGGAAAGGCAGUCUCUUGGUCGUCCACAAGCACGCCCCUAUGAGACUAUCGCAUGCAUGAAAGUAUGUCUACUUUGUGAACUUCAUGCAGAAAAGACGCAUGCCAUGGUGCACACUGCAGUACAGUAGGGUGCAUUAUGGAUGUUCGGAUCCCUGCUCUGGGUUGUGGAUACUGGAUGAUGGAGUUGGGGCUCUUCCUGUGCAUUUCCUUGAUUUCUUUUACAGAACGAGCUACUGCUGCAAAUGCUGAAGAGAGACUGAUGAACUACCUUCUGAACAAGGAAAGGUAUAAUAAGUUAAUUAGACCUGCAGUCAAUAGCUCCGAGCUUGUAACCAUAAAACUACAGGUAUCACUGGCACAACUAAUUAAUGUGAAUGAACGGGAACAAGUAAUGACCACCAAUGUAUGGCUUACUCAGGAGUGGGAUGAUUAUCGUUUGACUUGGGACCCUGAAGAUUAUGAUGGUGUUGACAAGCUACGAAUACCUCCUAAAGACAUGUGGCUACCAGAUAUUGUACUUUACAACAAUGCUGAUGGAACUUAUGAAGUGUCUUUAUACACCAACGUAAUUGUGCAAAGCAAUGGGAGUACUUCCUGGUUACCUCCAGCAAUCUAUAAAAGUGCCUGCAAAAUUGAAGUGAAGCAUUUUCCUUUUGAUCAACAAAACUGCACAUUAAAAUUCCGUUCUUGGACAUAUGACCACACAGAGAUAGACUUGGUGCUCAAAACCAAUUCUGCCAGUAUGGACGAUUUUACAGCCAGUGGAGAGUGGGAUAUUGUGGCAUUACCAGGACGAAGAACAGUACAUAAUCUUGACCCCACAUAUGUUGAUGUAACAUAUGAUUUUAUUAUAAAAAGGAAGCCUCUGUUUUACACAAUCAACCUAAUUAUUCCUUGUAUAUUAAUAACAUCACUAGCCAUCCUGGUGUUCUAUUUACCCUCUGACUGUGGUGAAAAGAUGACUCUCUGCAUUUCUGUGUUGCUUGCCUUAACUGUGUUCUUACUACUGAUUUCAAAAAUUGUUCCUCCAACAUCAUUAGAUGUCCCCCUGAUAGGAAAAUAUCUAAUGUUUACAAUGGUACUGGUAACAUUUUCCAUAGUCACAAGUGUCUGUGUACUAAAUGUUCAUCAUCGCUCUCCAAGUACUCACACAAUGCCGUUAUGGGUGAAAACUGUUUUCCUACAAAAGCUUCCAAUAUUGUUAUUUAUGAAGAGACCAGAAAAUGGUUGUGCAAGGCAAAAAUUAAGCCAGAGACAGAAGAAUAAUCUUGAAAAUCUUCAAAUCAAUUCAGCAGAUACCUACAAAAGUGCGGGUUACUUCAUGAAUCCAACAUCUUCACAGCAGUAUGACCUGAGAGUUACAGACAUCCAAGAAAGAUAUUUCAGCACCUCAGAGGUCAGACAAAGAUCAUCUAAGAAAUUUCAUCCUGAGGUUAGAGAAGCCAUUGAAGGGGUGAAAUUUAUUGCAGAUCAUGUGAAAAGUGAUGAUGAAGAUCAAAAUAUUAUUGAAGAUUGGAAAUAUGUGGCCAUGGUUGUGGACAGACUCUUCCUGUGGAUUUUUGUCUUUGUUUGUGUUCUUGGGACAGUGGGACUGUUCUUGCAGCCUUUGUUUCAAAGUCACAACACCACCAUCCUAAGUGUAUGAACUCUGAGGAUUCUGUUGUAUUACUCUGCUUAUUAAAACCACUCAGCACAAUAUAGGAGCAUUGCUGCCCUCUUUAAUCACAGUCUUGUACAACACAAUAUUAAAACAAAAAUGAUGUGAUUGCUUUUGGUGACAUCACAUCACUGUUUCUUCUCUGAAUUUAAUACUAUGAAUUAAUCUUCAUAAAUAACUAAAGGUUUUUCAUUUUAUAUUAUAAAAGAGGGAAUGCAGUAUUAUUAGUACUGAGCUUUGCCAGUUUGAUACAUGGCUAUUUCUGCUUAGAAAAGUACAGGCAUAAUAUAUACCAAUAUGUGCAAUAUAACUGUAUAUUGGAAUUCAACAAUUUUAAACAUUUUUAAAUAAACAUAUCUGAAAACA
Molecule: messenger RNA, 2270 nt
Organism: Protopterus annectens (West African lungfish)
Lineage: Eukaryota; Metazoa; Chordata; Ceratodontiformes; Protopteridae
Gene: CHRNB4
Product: cholinergic receptor nicotinic beta 4 subunit
Exons: 6
Coding region: 384-1892 (502 amino acids)
Biological process (GO): chemical synaptic transmission; nervous system process; signal transduction
Cellular component (GO): neuron projection; synapse; postsynaptic membrane
Molecular function (GO): acetylcholine-gated monoatomic cation-selective channel activity; transmembrane signaling receptor activity
Source: RefSeq, a predicted model, not a curated record